Molecule: messenger RNA, 478 nt
Organism: Dimorphilus gyrociliatus
Lineage: Eukaryota; Metazoa; Annelida; Polychaeta; Dinophilidae
Source: the annotation of a GenBank genome assembly
GAUGUUUAAUAAUAUUUUUGUAGAAAAAACUGUAUUAAUUAUAAAGCCGGAAGCUGUAGCUAAAGAGUCAGAAAUUUCUAACGCUUUACUGAAAUUUGGCUUUAAUAUAAUAAAUCGUAGGAAAGUGCAUUUAACACCGGAAGUAGCAUCAGAUUUUUACCGGGAAUUUAUCGAAGAAACUUUAUUUUUUAAUUUAAUUGAAGCCAUUACAUGCGGUCCAUGCGUAAUCUAUUGUUUAGCUCGCAAAAGCGCUGUUCAUUUCCUGAAACAGCUGGUUGGACCAGCAGACGUUGUUAUGGCUAAACGAACAAAUCCUGAUUGUUUAAGAGCAAUUUACGGUUUGGAUAGAUUACGCAACGGUUUGCACGCGAGUUCUAAUAGAGAAUCUUCCGAUCGAGAAUUAAGAUUCUUCUUCUCAAGUAAUUUAAUUAUAGAACCUUUGAUGAAUAAGCUGGAAACGGAAGAUUACUUAGAGUGA